This is a messenger RNA of Postia placenta MAD-698-R-SB12, 903 nucleotides long. RefSeq lists its product as hypothetical. The record is from RefSeq and is a predicted model, not a curated record. The coding region runs from base 1 to 903 and encodes 300 amino acids. The transcript has a single exon. NCBI's taxonomy places the organism in Eukaryota, Fungi, Basidiomycota, Agaricomycetes, Polyporales, Adustoporiaceae.
AUGGCCCUCUCAAAGCUGCAAGGACCAGCUCAUCAGUACAUGAAGAGCUACUAUGUGAAAAUGCGGGAAGGAAAGGAUCUGGGCACCUGGAAGGCAUUUGUGGCAGAACUGGCCCAGAUAUACGGGCAACAUGACGACAAGGAGGGUGCAAAGAAGGAGAUCACGGCGCUGUUCAUCAAUAAGGAUCUGGCCUCAAAGGACUUCGUGAAGUACGCUGAGAGGUUCCGCACCCUCAGACGUCUCACGGAGUAUGACGAUAGUCUCCUCAUCGACAAACUCCGGGAGGUUAUACCUCGUGACAUGCGAUUGGUGUUGGCCGGAAAGGACGAGUCCACCUUGCCAAAGGAUUGGACAUUGUUCCUCAACAUCUUGCUCAACAUCAACAAGAUCGUCAACCCGGAGAAGGCACGAGGCUCAGUAUUCAAGAACAGUGGCUCGGAUAAUGGCGGCGCUGUCCCCAUGGACAUCGAUUCGGCUGAAAAGUCGAAAUCGAAGGGUAAAGGCAAAGGCAAGGCAAGGGACGCUGAGGCCACCUCGACAGAGGCAAAGAAGUAUUGCGUCAUCUGCAAGUCGAAGACUCAUAACACAGAUGAUUGCUACAAGUUGGCCAAAAAUGCGGACAAGCGGCCGAAGACCCAAGGGGAUGGCGCUAAGAAGGCACAAGGAGGAAGUGGUAACCCCGCGGCCAAGAAGGCUAAGAAAACGCGGGUUAUUCAAGUCGAGCUUACGGAUAGCGAGGACGACACGCCCCCGUCCACGAAAGCCAUGAGCGCCAACACUGCGAGAAUCGAGGAGAUUGCGAACGUCGAGGAAUCGACUCUGGCUGGGAAGGAUGAACCCCAGCUGUCUGCAAAGACAGAACCCACCGCAGCUACCUCGGAUUUUUGGAAGAAGUACAUAUGA